Messenger RNA from Linum trigynum, 4202 nucleotides. The record is from the annotation of a GenBank genome assembly. Lineage: Eukaryota; Viridiplantae; Streptophyta; Magnoliopsida; Malpighiales; Linaceae.
GUAACUCUAGAGACCCGUGGAUUCGAUAUUUAUCACUUGAGCCACUAUACUGCAGUCCCUUUCAUUGGUUACACUUGGCCAUUGUUAGGUGUUGUGUUUUUGGAGUGUCAAGUUUUUGGCGCCGUUGCCGGGGACUUUCUAGAGUAUUAGGAAAGGCAGAAGUUUGUUACUUUAGCGUUUUUCGUUUCUUUUCUUUUCCACCCUUGCUUUUCACUUGGGUGUUUUUGUUUUUGUUGGUGCAGAUCUGAAUCAUGGAUCCUCAUGGCUUCUCCAAUCAUUGGGGGUAUCCACCACCAUCUGGGUGGUAUUACCCCGAGACUCCCUGGAGCAAUCAAGGCGGAGAAGACUAUGGAUUCGGGUUCCAGUACCAACCCCCUUACUACGGAGAACAACCGGACCCCUGGGCAUAUCAAGAACAACCUCAUUACCAAGAAGAAUUUCUCCCACAACCAGAAGGGCCAUUGGAGCUGGAAUUACCCAUGGCGGCCUUCACGGGCCAUUCUGCAGAGCCAUGCUACACUCCACAGCCGGAUCCACACUAUGAUUUGAGGCUUCUCAUGGAGAGAUCAUGCUCCAGUAUGGAUCAUUGUGUCCAGGCCUAUCGUGAAACAGAGGGGAUCCUCCUGAGCCUUAAGAAGAGCGUCGAUGAUCUUGAGCGAUCUUGGGCGCAACCUGCUCCAGAUCACCCUUCUGCUACCAUACAAGAAGAUGAGGAGGAAGAAGAAGGCUACAAGGACAUUGUGGAGCACACUGAAGUUGUCACGGAGAGCUCCCGUGAUGAUCAUGAUCAGGAGUGUCCUGUCGUAGCCGACCAAACCUUCCCACACCCCAAACUGAGCUUUGAAGAGGCGGGCAUGAGUGAGGAGAUGCAAGAAGAUCUCAUGAAAGAAAUUGCUUGGCAACUUGCUCUCCAAUCCGUGCUAGAAGAAGAAGAGCAAGAAAGGGUGCAGAAAGAAGUUGUGGAGGAUGACGAAAGUGAAGCAGGAGGAGUUCUUGAUCAUUUCCCAGGGGUGAUACCACAUGAAGAAGGAAGGGAGGUUGAAGAAGCAAUUGGCGUCCAGGCUGAGGACGGAGUUAAGGUGGAAGAGGCCUGCACUGGCCAUGAGUUACAUGUGAUAUCUCCACCAAACCUCGAGGAACUGCUUAGCAAGGACCCAUUUGUAGUGUCUCUUUGCCAGACCAAGGCCACCUCGACAUCGGUCCCUCUUGGUGGACGCGAUGGUGGCCAAUCGAUGUUGUCAUAUCUGGUUUGGGGCAAUGAGACGAGAGAAGAGAAGAAGAGGUCUCGAGGGUGGAGACUUCAUCUGCAUCAAGUACAUGAGCCUUCAUCACCUGCCACACCACAUGCUCAUGACUUGCGACUCCACCUCAUCGACGAGAACCUCAACUUCAAGGAGGUUCUAGCAUGGACCGAAACUUAGGAGCCAUCGUCCGGCUCACGACGUGAAAGAAGCGCUUGUUGGGAGGCAACCCAACCAGUCGGUUUGCAUUUUUUUUUCUCUAUUUCUCUUCGGUUGAGUCAGUUUUGUUCUUUGAUUUCAGAAUCAAUAACUCAACCUUUGUGAGAUUUUGUGUGGUGUUUGUGUUCUGAUUACUCUCUCUUCCUGGAAUGCACUGCCUGACCCGUACAUCAUCAUUCACCCUUGAUCUGGUAACUUCGUUCUACCCUCCUUAUCUUUCCUCCAUUGAGGACAAUGUCGUGCUUAAGUGUGGGGGGGUGUUCGAUUAUGUAUGCGGGUGAAUGUUUGGCUGUUUGUGUGCUUGGAGCCUAGUCCACUGUCCAAAUUUUUAAAAUUUGAGGGCUCCAAGUACGUGUUUCCAUGCAAUUGCCUGCUCAGUAUGCUUUGAAUUGACAGUCUUUACAGUAAUAUGCAACCUAGGGAGGUAGUGUAGCACUAUGGAGGAUGUUGAUGCAUUUACGAAGUCUCAUUUCUUCUUCAUAUUGAGUUGGUUGAUUGAGUGAAUUAGUGAUCUUAGGACCCUUGAAUUGUGUGGUGUUGUGGAUUCUCUACCUGUCAUGGACUCUUGUAUCAUGUUUUGAAAAUAACAGGUGCUCGAAAAUGUGCUUCAAAAUAAACGUCUCCCGUGCGAAUAGGGCGAAAGUGUGUAAGGGGAGACGGGAAUUCGUUCCCAAUUUCCACCUACUACCUCCAGCCCCCUUACAUGUCUUUCCCCCGCACGAGGCUCGAGACAUCCGCUCCUGGCAUGGCCGGUAAGAGCAGGUUGGGACCCUUGAAAAAGAAAAGAAAAGAAAAAUAUCAGAAAACAAGCAAAACAAAAAAAAGGGGUCUCAACCAUCUUCAAGAAGCAGAAAAUAGAGCACCUUGAAAAAUGUGAGUCCAUGAUCUGUUGUUUUUGAGAAUCUCCUCAUCCACAAUUCAUUUGUCCUCUGUUCACUAUUUGCCAUGAUGCCGACUCGCCGAAGAAGUUAUGAGAUGACUUGUGCGUCGGUUGACCUCGUAAGCUGCUAAAUGAUCUAGGAAGUCCUCUACCUACGAUCUGGGUUGUUUGUUGCUAUAGAGGUCUGGAGAGUUGCAUUGGUUUGAGUUAGGUUUGCUUGGGGACAAGCAAACAAUUAAGUGUGGGGGGAUUUGAUGACUCGGUAUUUGCACAUGUUUUCCCCUUUGUUUCUUGAUUGUUUGAGCUUGAAUUAUUGCUUCUUUGGCCUAUUUUAUGCUAGGUUGUGUUCCUUUGUCCCAUUUCAGGUCCUAGCACAUAAAGUGAAGCAUAGGCGCAAGUUUCAAGUCAAUCAGAGAUCAAUUGACGAUUCGAGAGAAGAAACUCGGGCAUGACCUGAAGAAGAAUGGAUUUCUACCUCACUUUAUGGACAAAGAAUCAUGCAAGCUUGUUAUGAAACGAAAGAGGACGAGACUACGAGCGUCUGGGAUCAAACGGCGAUUGAUUCGGAGUCCGGACGAGGGAGAAACGAAGCAUUAAACAGAGGCUGAGCAAGCUGCACGGGCAGACCAGCGUGGCCACGCACGGCCGUGCAAGUGACCAGUUUGGCCGUGCGGGAUUGUGCGUGGGCACGCACGGGCACAAGUGAAAUCCGCACGGCCGUGCAACAUACAAUUCUGGCCGUGCGAGUUGGCUGAGGUUCAACUAAUUGAUACGCCGCGUUUUGAGGUGCACGGCCAGAAUGGUGAUGUGCACGGCCGUGCACCCUGGCCGCGCGAGUCGGGAUUUCCUGGUUUUAAGCCAAAUUCCGAACCAAAGAAGAGGGAGAGCUGGGUUUUGGAUCCAAACACCCAAGGGACGAACCCUAGAGAGAGAGGGCGAUUUGAGGGCAUUCUUGGAGUAGAGAAGGAGGAUUUCUUCGCCUUGGAAGCUCGAGGAACAAGCCCGGACUUGAAGACUGAUCAUCUGAAGAUUCUUACUGCAGUCUCUCUCUUCUCUAUGGAGUAACUUCCCUUCACUUAGGUUUUGAGGAACCCUAGCUAUGUUUGUUUGAUUGGAUGAUUGUAUGAGUACUCUGACUUGAUAAUCUUGAGUUCAUAUUCAAUCUAUGCAUGUUUUCAUGAUUCAAUUCUGCUUUAGUCGAGAUUAUUGAUUCUGCUUUGAUUCUAUGAGAGGGAAUACCUGAUUAGGUCAAUAGAGCACCAUAGAUUGAUAGUAGUGGAUCGAUUGCUUUAGUCGAGGGUUGAUUCACUGCUUUGUAUCGAUUGAGAACCUCUUUCGAUAGAGGGAGUCUAGUUCAGAACGCCUUGAUCAGUUGUUCUAGAGAAGGAUACGUCCCUCUAGGCAAAUGACUCAAGAGGGCCUUGUUCCUUUAGUCGAGACUCAAGGUCUAGUCAAGGAUUCUCCGCAUUGUGAAUGAAAGUGAAACAGGUUAGAGAUCAUCAAUCAUUAAUCUGGCUAGUGGCUAGGGGGAAUCAUACCUAAGUGAGUUCCCAACCUGUAAUUAGAUUAACUUUAACUGUAGUUUGCUAGAGUAGUUUUAGUUCCUUCAUCUUAAUCUGAUUUGCUAAAUAAUAAACUGAAGCUGAGUAAUAGUAACUCUAGAGACCCGUGGAUUCGAUAUUUAUCACUUGAGCCACUAUACUGCAGUCCCUUUCAUUGGUUACACUUGGCCAUUGUUAGGUGUUGUGUUUUUGGAGUGUCAUGGACCAAGGAGUGUGAAGCGGCCUUCCAAGAGCUAAAAGCAUAUCUUGUAUCCCCCUUGUAUUGUCUGCUCCCCUGCUUAAUGAAAACCUUUUCCUGUA